Molecule: messenger RNA, 915 nt
Organism: Eutrema salsugineum
Lineage: Eukaryota; Viridiplantae; Streptophyta; Magnoliopsida; Brassicales; Brassicaceae
Exons: 5
Coding region: 1-915 (304 amino acids)
Source: RefSeq, a predicted model, not a curated record
AUGAAACCAUCUUUUUCAAUUCACAAAUCAAAAGAACAAGCUAAAAGCAAAAUUUAUAAAAAUAUAAUAAACUGUCCAAAUGGUACAGUUCCCAUACUGAGGAACGCAAAACAAUAUGUAGCAAAGAGUCAAUAUUUCGCAAAAAAACAUUUCAAUCCGUUCACAGUUGAAAGUCACGGAACACAUUUUGCAGGAGUUAGAUUGCAUCAUGGUCCUUAUUAUGGUAUACUAUCUUGGAUAAGUGUACAUGACUUGAAUAUUAGUGGUGACCAAGCUCCAUAUGCUCACAUAUAUGUUGGCAGGCGAUUUAACAACAAAGAUAAUGUUAUCCAAGUCGGUUGGAUGGUAAAUCCAAGUAUAUUUGGUGAUGGACAGACAUGGAGUUAUGGAUUUUGGAAGGGUGCAAAUGGAGAAAGUUGUUAUAAUACAGUAUGUCCUGGUUUUAUUCAAGUGUCUAAAACAAAUCCUUUAUCUGAACCUAUACGUCAAGCUCCGGCGGAAGAAAGAAACAUUGCUCUUACUAUUCAGAAGGUAAAAAAAUCAAAAAACUGGUGGGUAUUAGAUGUAAAUUACAAAAAACCAGAUAUCCUUCUUGGUUAUUGGCCAGGAGAACUAUUUGAUCUGAUAGAUAAUGGAGUGGACAUAAUGGGAGUUGGAGGAGCAGUCGAGUCUUCUCCGUCUGGCAGAAGCCCACCAAUGGGUAAUGGUCAUCUACCAACUCAAGACGAUAUGGAGUCUGCGCGAGUUUAUACAAUUCUCUAUCUAGAUCAGCCCACUGCAAAAACAAUGAAAAUAGUUGAUAAAUCAUAUAAGUUGGAGAAGUUAUUAGACAGUGAAAAAUGUUAUGGACUAAAUCGGGGGAAAAAAAUGUUGUUCACGUUUGGUGGACCAGGAGGAAAUUCUUGUGGAAUAUAA